AUGUGUUAUCCCAAGGUGGCUGGUGGAUGGAAUAUUAUCAACUUGGAGCUCUGGAACAAAGCUGCAAUAUGUAAGCAACUUUGGAAUGUUUUGAAAAAGAAAGAUAAAAUUUGGGUAAGAUGGAUACAUGGAUAUUAUAUGAAACAGCAGGAUUGGAAAACUAUGCCGAUUCCAUCUCAAGCGGCUUGGGUGGUGAAGAAAAUUUUGGGAGCCAGAGACUAUAUGGCUACACUUCCUGACGGUGACACUCUGAUGGAGCAAGACAACUUUUCCAUCAAAAAGCUCUAUAUAGCAUUGAGAGGCACGCCGGAGAAAAGGAACUGGCAUCAUAUGAUCAGUAAAAGCAUAGCUGCGCCAAAGUGUCUCUUCAUCUUAUGGUUAGCUAUUAUGAAGAGGAUGACAACAUGUGAUAGGCUGCAGAAAUUUGGUAUUCAAUGUGACCAAACUUGUUGUUUGUGUUCACAAGGGAUUGAAUCACUUAAUCACUUGUUUUUCUUGUGUCCCUAUUCUGCCAAUGUGUGGGAUAAGCUUGCUAUGUGGUGUGGUGUUCAAAGGAAAGCUGGAGCUUGGGAUGAUGAAGUGGAGUAUUUAGAAAGACAAGGAGCUUCGAAGACGGGGAAGCAGCUUAUGUAUAGACUGUUGGUGGCAACAAUUGUCUAUCACAUAUGGAGAGAAAGGAAUGAACGAAGAUUUAACAGCAAGGCUUCCCAUGAAGAGAGUGUAGUUAGACAAUGUAAAUUGAUGAUGGUGGUGAGAGGAGAAUUGAACCCUAAAGUUCACAAAAUGUUUGUGAACUAA
This is a messenger RNA of Salvia miltiorrhiza (redroot sage), 798 nucleotides long. RefSeq lists its product as uncharacterized. The record is from RefSeq and is a predicted model, not a curated record. Bases 1 to 798 code for a protein of 265 amino acids. The transcript has a single exon. Lineage: Eukaryota; Viridiplantae; Streptophyta; Magnoliopsida; Lamiales; Lamiaceae.